AUGUCUGCAAGAGAAUCUCUGGACACACUUUUGGAGUUGCAAGAAGUUAAUGAAAGCUCAAAGUCUUCCGCUCAAUGGGAAGAUUCGCGCAUGGCUGUUGAUGUGGUAUUUAAGAUCUGGAAUAAUCAAGAAAAGUUUCCUGACCGCCCUGUUCGGUACUUCUUUGACAAAAAUGUGACUGUGAUAGAGGCUGGCAGAUUGGCGUUUGAAGAGCUUGUGGAUGACUUUCGAGGGAAAUUUUAUGCGUCUAUUGCAGGGAACACUGUGUUGGUAGUCGGAGAUAACAGCGAAAAACUUUCUACAUUCAUCCAAAAUGGGGAGCAGUUGAUUCUUUCAGAUGUCCCUGACUACAAUCGGAGGAGAGAGACGAGAGAAACUAAGUUGUUUAUUAUAGUCGUGGGAAUUUUCGUUUUUGCAGCAGCUAUGUUUGUUGUGAUACAACAUUAUUCUUAA
Messenger RNA from Clavispora lusitaniae ATCC 42720, 453 nucleotides. RefSeq lists its product as uncharacterized. Lineage: Eukaryota; Fungi; Ascomycota; Pichiomycetes; Serinales; Metschnikowiaceae. The record is from RefSeq and is a predicted model, not a curated record.